CGUGGGUAACACAGCGUCAAAACACGAUUUUGCGGACUCUAGACCCUAAUAAUCAUAUAAAUAGCCAUCAUGCGCCUUUUUGAUUGUAUUACAGCAUAUCGUAUAUACAUACUCGGAGUCCUCAAUUUCUUAUGAUUCAAUAGCAUUUCUACCUUUCUUUAAAAAUGCCUCCUCCACAUCUUCUACUCCUCACGCUCUUCCUAUCCAUCUCCAUCAAUUUUGCCAAACCCCUAGACCCCCGACUCCUCUGCACAUCCCAAUCCCAACCCAACCCCAUCUCAAACCAACACCCCAACAACGCCACUGGAACUAUAAACGGCACCUUCGCCAUCCUACCCAUUCCGCGCUCCCUCGCCCGCUCCCUCAUACCCUCCAAAUACGCCAUCCUCACGUCCGCCAUCUCCGCCGAGCUCCCGCACUUCCUAUAAGACAUGUACCCCUGCAUGCUCCAAGCCGUCCACGACCACGGCAUCGGCAUGGCCGCUCUCAACUUCUCCGUGUCCGACUUCUCGCGCGCAGGCAUCGAAUUCCCCUUCCUCGAUCUACUGGGAGACGGGUUCACGAGCUUCAGAUGGGCGUCGGAGCUCCUCAUGACGGCGUCGAACGCGGUCGCGAUCAGCGGCACGGUCGCGUACGGCACGCUCGUGCAUCCCGCGACGUUCGAGCCGACGUGCGACGCGUAUGCCCCUGCGCCGGAGCGCGAGGGCGCAGGCGCGACGACUUUCGGGGCGGCUAGUGUUCUGCCUGGUGCCGCAGGCAUCAAGUCGUUGUUCAAGCCGUUAGGUGAUGGGACUGAGAGUCCGUACUCGGAGGCGUUUUGGAGGAACGUGACGAACCAGCCGAGCUUUGCGAAUGGGCUCACGUGCGAUGAGAUGGUGCGGUACUUUAAUACGAGUGUGUCGACGGGGGAAAAUGCGCCGGUGCCGGUGAGGGGGAGGGUGGAGGCGAAGUUGCAGACGUUCAAGGGGGGAAAGGUGUGGAAAGGGGUGUAUGGGAUUAGGUUGGAUACGAGUUUUGUGGAGAAUAAUUAUUUGAGCUGUGAGAGUUUGAGGGGGUAUGGGGGGAGGACAUGA
Mytilinidion resinicola is the source of this 1073-nucleotide messenger RNA. RefSeq lists its product as uncharacterized. NCBI's taxonomy places the organism in Eukaryota, Fungi, Ascomycota, Dothideomycetes, Mytilinidiales, Mytilinidiaceae. The transcript has a single exon. The record is from RefSeq and is a predicted model, not a curated record. Bases 432 to 1073 code for a protein of 213 amino acids.